AGGGAAGUGUAGGCCGCAUGUGCGCUGUUCUGUCAUCCAGACACAAGCCACGCACCAAAUUUACCACUUCAUCACGUUUUUAGACAUUAAUUAGUUAAUAAAGUCGACGAAAAUGCCGAAGAAGUCUAAAGAAGUGGCGGAGUGGGAGGGAGAUGAUGAACCACAGGCAGAAAAAGUUGUCAAGAAAGGAAAGAAAGACAAGAAGGGGAAGAAGAGCUUUUUUGAUGAGCUGUCCUCGGAAACUAAGGCAGAGAAGGUGGAAGAGGCAGCAGUGAAAGAGACACAAGGAAAGCAGCCUCAAAAGAAGAAGAAAGACCGGCGGAAAGGGAAAGCUGGGGACGAGGAGGAGGAUGACGAAGACGUCAUGCAGCGACUCAAGAAACUGUCCGUCCAGCCCAGCGAUGAGGAGGAGGAAGAAGUCAUCGCAGCUCCUGUGAAAGGAGGAAAGAGAAACAAGGGUGGCAACAUAUUCGCUGCUCUCAGCCAGGGUCAGAGUGAUGACGAGGACGAUGCAGACGGUGAUGACGAUGACGACGACGAUGAUGAUAAACCAAAAAAUAAGAAAAACUCUAAGGAGGUUGCCAGAGGAAAGAAAAAUGAUAAGACUAAGAAACCUAAGGCAUCUGAUGAUGAACCUGAUGAGGAACUGGAGAAGAAGGAUGAGAGUGAGAAGAAGGGGGUGAUGAAGAAGAACAAGAAAACAGGUGGUAAAGCAUCCAAGGAGGAAGAUGAGGAGAAGGAGGAAAAGCCUCAGAAGGCUACCGGAAAGAAAGAACAGCCAAAGAAAGGCAAGCCUGCUCGCCAACCUCCGAGUGAGGAUGAGGAAGAGGAAGCGAAAAGUGAUGACAAUGACACCAUGAGGAGUGCAGAGGACACUCUUGUGGAGCAGAGCAAAGGACAGGAGGAAGAUCCCUAUGCCAACCUGAGUAAAAAGGAGAAGAAGAAGAAAAAGAAGAUGUUGGAGUACGAGCGGCAGGUGGCCAGUGUCCGUGCUCAGAACGCCACAGAGGGAGAUUUCUCAGUGUCUCAGGCUGAGCUGUCUUCAAGGCAAGCCAUGUUGGAAAACGCCUCUGAUAUAAAGCUGGAGAGAUUCAGCAUCUCGGCUCAUGGGAAAGAGCUUUUUGUCAACGCUGAUCUUCUGAUUGUAGCUGGUCGCCGCUACGGUCUGGUUGGACCAAACGGGAAAGGAAAGACCACCUUACUGAAGCACAUUUCCAACAGAGCUCUGAGCAUUCCUCCCAAUAUUGAUGUGCUGCUCUGUGAACAAGAGGUGGUCGCUGAUGACACUCCGGCCGUGCAGGCUGUGCUGAAGGCAGACACGCGGCGUCUGAAGUUACUGGAGGAGGAGAAGAGGCUGCAGGUUUUGCUUGAGAAGGGAGAAGACAGUGUCUCUGAGAGAUUGGAGAAGGUGUAUGAGGAGCUCAGAGCCAUCGGAGCAGCGGCAGCAGAGGCCAAGGCUCGCAGGAUCCUGGCUGGUUUGGGCUUCACCCCUGAAAUGCAGAACAGACCGACUAAGAAGUUUUCAGGUGGCUGGAGAAUGAGAGUAUCACUCGCCAGAGCUCUGUUCAUGGAGCCUACCCUGCUGAUGUUGGACGAGCCAACGAACCACCUCGACCUCAAUGCUGUCAUCUGGCUCAACAACUACCUGCAAAGCUGGAAGAAGACCCUACUGAUUGUGUCCCAUGACCAGAGUUUCUUAGACGAUGUCUGUACAGAUAUCAUUCACCUGGACAACCAGAAACUCUAUUACUACAGGGGCAACUACUUGGCGUUUAAGAAGAUGUACGUGCAGAAGCAAAAGGAGCUCCUGAAGCAAUACGAGAAACAAGAGAAAAAGCUGAAGGAGCUGAAAGCUGGAGGCAAAUCCACUAAACAAGCUGAGAAACAAACAAAGGAGGCGCUGACGAGGAAACAGCAGAAAGGCAAGAAAAAGGGACAGGAAGAGGAAAGCCAUGAAGCCCCAGAGCUCCUGAAAAGACCGAAAGAAUACACUGUGAAAUUCACUUUUCCAAACCCACCACCUCUCUCUCCACCCAUUCUCGGCCUCCACAGUGUGGACUUUGCCUACACGGGUCAGAAGCCUCUGUUCAAAAAUGUUGACUUUGGUAUUGAUAUGGAGUCUCGAAUUUGUAUAGUUGGACCAAAUGGUGUUGGAAAGAGUACACUCCUACUUCUGUUGACAGGGAAAUUGACUCCUACCAAAGGCGAGAUGAGGAUGAAUCACCGCUUGAAAGUGGGAUUCUUCAACCAGCAGUAUGCUGAUCAGCUGAACAUGGAGGAAGCUGCUACUGAGUAUCUGCAGAGGAAUUUCAAUCUGCCAUACCAGGACAGCAGGAAGUGUCUCGGCCGCUUCGGGCUAGAGAGCCACGCGCACACUAUCCAGAUUUCUAAACUCUCUGGUGGCCAGAAAGCAAGAGUAGUAUUCGCCGAACUUUCUUGUCGCCAACCAGACGUCCUGAUUUUGGAUGAGCCCACCAACAACCUCGACAUCGAGUCAAUCGAUGCUUUAUCAGAAGCCAUCAAUGAAUACAAAGGAGCUGUGAUCAUUGUGAGUCACGAUGCUCGCUUGAUCACUGAGACUCAGUGCCAGCUGUGGGUGGUGGAAGACCGGACAAUAAAUCAGAUUGAUGGAGACUUCGAAGACUACAAGAGAGAAGUACUGGAGGCUCUCGGAGAAACGCUGGUUAAUAAGCAGAAGGAGUGAACAUGUGAGAAGGGGCUGCUUCAUUUCCAGUGCCAUAAUUUACUCACAAGAAUCCUGGUGCUUCAGUCUCGUAACCAACAAUGCAAGUUGGUCAUUAAGCACCCCAAUGUGAUGCAGAGUAACUGGUUUCUGGACUUUUUUUUUUUUUUAAAUAAAACUGAUUGAGAGUUGUGCAGGCUGACUUAAUUGUGGUGAUUGAUUUUUAAAAUGUGUGAGUGUCAGCUUUUUCAGGAAAUACAGAUUCGCAGUUUCACCAGUACUUAACCUACAUAGUGUUUUUCUAAAUGACCUGCAGUAGGGCUGCAUGAUAUUAAUAUCACAAUGUCAUUAUGAUUUGCCCUGCAUUAGCUUGUCACAUCCACUGCACUAUCAAAAGCCCACCACAAACAUUAUCUGGAAUCUUAAUCAGGAUAUUCCCAGUACACACUUAAGUCUUCGGGCUUUUACAGUAUUGGCACUCAGUACUGCCCAGGCCAAAAUAUUAGCGUUUUAUAUAUUGUGCAGCCUUAAUCUGCAGUAUAGCUGUACGAGUCUGGUUUGUAUGUAGAAAACAGAUCAAUGCAAACAUUUAAACACUUAUUUCUGCAUCUAUGUAUUGAUAGAAUACAAAAAUAAAUGAAUUUUGCAGGA
Messenger RNA from Neoarius graeffei (lesser salmon catfish), 3334 nucleotides. It is a transcript of the gene abcf1, whose product is annotated as ATP-binding cassette, sub-family F (GCN20), member 1. The record is from RefSeq and is a predicted model, not a curated record. The coding region runs from base 113 to 2704 and encodes 863 amino acids. Gene Ontology annotation, molecular function: ATP hydrolysis activity; ATP binding. Lineage: Eukaryota; Metazoa; Chordata; Actinopteri; Siluriformes; Ariidae. The transcript has 27 exons.